Molecule: messenger RNA, 4196 nt
Organism: Suncus etruscus (white-toothed pygmy shrew)
Lineage: Eukaryota; Metazoa; Chordata; Mammalia; Eulipotyphla; Soricidae
Gene: TBC1D9B
Product: TBC1 domain family member 9B
Exons: 21
Coding region: 47-3913 (1288 amino acids)
Molecular function (GO): calcium ion binding
Source: RefSeq, a predicted model, not a curated record
GGCGGCGCUUCCGCCUGGCGGGCCUCGGCCCGAGCGAGCGUCCACGAUGUGGCUGGCGCCGGAGGAGGUGCUGGUGGCCAACGCUCUGUGGGUGACGGAGCGGGCCAACCCCUUCUUCUUGCUGCAGCGGCGCCGGGGGCACGGCAAAGGCGGCGGGCUCACGGGUCUCCUUGUGGGAACCCUGGAUGUGGUGCUGGACUCCAGUGCUCGUGUGGCGCCAUACCGUAUUCUACACCAAACCCAAGACUCGCAGAUUUACUGGACAGUGGCAUGCGGUUCUUCUCGCAAAGAGAUCACCAGGUACUGGGAAUGGCUGGAAAGUAACUUGCUUCAGACUCUGGCUAUCUUUGACAACGAGGAAGAUAUCACCACCUUUGUUAAGGGCAAGAUCCACGGCAUCAUUGCUGAGGAGAACAAAGGGCUCCCAGCUCAGGGAGAUGAGGACCCCGGGAAGUUCAAGGAGGCGGAGCUGAAGAUGCGCAAACAGUUUGGCAUGCCAGAGGGGGAACGGCUGGUCAACUAUUACUCCUGCAGCUUCUGGAAGGGCCAUGUACCCCGUCAGGGCUGGCUCUAUCUCUCCGUCAACCACCUCUGCUUCUACUCCUUCCUGCUGGGCAAGGAAGUGAGCCUUGUGGUGCAGUGGGUAGAUGUGACACGGCUGGAGAAGAAUGCCACCCUCCUCUUCCCGGAGAGCAUCCGCGUGGCCACCCGCGACCAAGAGCUCUUCUUUUCCAUGUUCCUCAACGUGGCCGAAACAUUCACGCUCAUGGAACAGCUUGCCAACCUGGCAGUGCGCCAGUUGCUCGACAACGCCAGCCUCCCCGAGGAGAAGGCACCCCCGAGGCCUGUGUGUGCACAGAGGAACAGUUCCGCACUGAAGCGAGACCUGGACGCGCGUGCCAAGAACGAGUGUUACCGGGCCACAUUCCGGCUGCCGCUGGAUGAGCGGCUGGAUGGCCACACAAGCUGCACACUGUGGGCGCCCUUCCACAAGAUGCACGUGCCAGGGGUGCUCUUCAUCUCGGGCAACUACAUCUGUUUCGCAAGCAAGGAGGAGGAUGCCUGCCACCUGAUCAUUCCACUGCGGGAGGUGACCAUCGUGGAGAAGGCUGACUGCUCCAGCGUCCUGCCCAGCCCACUGUCUAUCAGCACCCGUGGAAAAAUGACCUUCCUCUUUGCCAAUUUGAGGGAUCGUGACUUUCUGGUUCAGAAGAUCUCGGAUUUCCUGCAGAAGACUCCCACCAAGGCACCAAAGGCCAGCAACGAGGCCUGGGGAGCCAACCUAGAGAGCCCCCAGAAGUUUACGGAACUGCCUGCCAGCCCUUCCUCACCCCUGGAGAAAACCCAACUGCCUAGUGUGCUGGAGGCACCCACAGCUUCGCAGGGUCUGCUGAAACUCUUCCAGAAGGACACACCCAUAGAGGACCUGGGAGCCAAAGGGGCCAAGGAGAAGAUGAAGGAGGAGUCAUGGAACAUUCAUUUCUUUGAGUAUGGCCGUGGCAUGUGCAUGUACCGCACUGCCAAGACACGGGAAUUGGUGCUGAAGGGGAUCCCUGAAAGUCUUCGCGGGGAACUCUGGCUCCUCUUCUCAGGGGCUUGGAACGAGAUGGUGACACACCCUGGUUACUAUGCCCACCUGGUGGCACAGUCCAUGGGCAAGUACAGCCUAGCCACAGAGGAGAUUGAGCGUGACCUGCACCGCUCCAUGCCUGAGCACCCCGCCUUCCAGAACGAUAUGGGAAUCGCCGCACUGCGCCGCGUACUCACAGCCUAUGCCUUCCGCAACCCCAACAUCGGCUACUGCCAGGCCAUGAACAUUGUGACUUCCGUGCUCCUGCUCUAUGGCAAUGAGGAAGAGGCCUUCUGGCUGCUGGUGGCCCUCUGCGAGCGCAUGCUGCCCGACUAUUAUAACACCCGAGUGGUGGGGGCGCUGGUGGACCAGGGCAUCUUUGAGGAGUUGACACGGGAGCUGCUGCCGUCGCUGUGGGCCGGCAUGCGGGAACUGGGUGUCAUCUCCAGCAUCUCGCUGUCGUGGUUCCUCACGCUCUUCCUCAGCGUCAUGCCCUUUGAGAGUGCCGUGGUGGUCGUUGACUGCUUCUUCUAUGAGGGCAUCAAGGUGAUCCUACAGCUGGCACUGGCCAUCCUGGAUGCCAACGCCGAGGCACUGCUGGCCUGCAGUGAUGAGGGCGAAGCCAUGACCAUCCUGGGCAGAUACCUGGACAAUGUGGUAAAUCGCCAGAGCAUCUCCCCACCUGUCCCACACCUCCAUGCCCUGCUGACGAGUGGGGACACCCCACCAGCUCAAGUGGACAUCUUCGACCUGCUAAAGUUGUCCUAUGAGAAAUUCAGCAGUCUGAGGACCGACAGUAUUGAGCAGAUGCGGUUUAAACAACGGCUCAAAGUGAUUCAGUCCCUGGAAGACACGACAAAGAGGAGUGUGGUCCGAGCCAUUCCUGGAGACAUUGGCUUCUCAAUCGAGGAGCUGGAGGAGCUCUACAUGUUGUUUAAGGCCAAGCACCUGACAAGCCAGUACUGGGGGGUCAGUCAGCACCCUGCUGCUGGGCGCCGGGAUCCCAGCCUGCCCUAUCUGGAGCAGUACCGCAUCGAUGGCUCCCAGUUCCAGGAGCUCUUCGCUGCCCUGGCACCUUGGGCCUGCGGGGCCCACACAUCCGUGCUGGCCGCUCGCAUGUUCCGUCUCUUGGAUGCCAACAGGGACCUGCUCAUCAACUUCAAGGAGUUCGUGACUGGCAUGAGUGGGAUGUACCAUGGAGAUCUGACUGACAAGCUGAAGGCACUGUAUAAACUGCACCUGCCCCCAGCUCUGAAUGCUGAUGAGGCGGAGUCGGCCCUGGAAGCCACCCAAUACUUCACCCAGGACUGUGCCCCCGAGGGAGCCUUACCGGAGAAGGAACACGAGGGACUUCCAAGAAAGGAUGUGGGGGAGAAACAAGGAAGCCAACCCCAGCAGACCUCCCCAGGGGCUGAGAACAAAGGGACCAGUGCCCCCGAUUAUCGGCAUUACCUGCGAAUGUGGGCAAAAGAGAAGGAAGCCCAGAAGGAGACCAUCAAGGAUCUUCCCAAAAUGAACCAGGAGCAGUUUAUCGAGCUGUGCAAGACCUUGUACAAUAUGUUCAGUGAGGACUCCCAGGAGCAAGAACUGUACCAUGCCAUUGCCACCGUGGCCAGCCUGCUGCUGCGCAUAGGUGAGGUGGGGAAGAGGUUCUCACAUCGCACCUCUGACCAGAAGAUCCUGGAAGGCAGCCUGGAAGAGGAGGGAGAGUCAGAAGUGGAGGAGACACCACUCCUGCAGCCUCUGGAGACUCCCCAGGACUCCGAGGCAGAUGCUACAGGGGACCCACAAGCCAAAGCAGGCGGGGACAGUCAAAUGCACAAAACCCCGCUUGAAAGCCAGGUGGUGGGGGAGGAGGGCAGUGGCGAAGGCCCAGGUGCCGCAUCCCCACUGUGGGACGAGGACACCAAAGAUGAUCUGUCUGUGUCGUCUUUCUCGGUGGUGAGUGCCAGCUCACUCCCCUGCGAUGACCUGGCAGAGGAAAUGGUGCUUGUGGUGGGGGCCCAGGUGGCUGCAGGAAUGGCCAGGGCUGAGGGCACUGAGGAUGCUGCAGUGAAGGCCGAGGCCACCAUGGACACUGAGGUGAGGGACAAGGGCACCGUGAAUACCGCAGUCAAAUCUGAGGCUGCUGUGGAUGCUACAGUGCGGGCUGAGGGCACCGUGGAUGCGGACUGGUGCAUCUCCUUCGAGCAAAUCCUGGCAUCUGUCCUCACCGAACCAGCACUGGUGACCUUCUUUGAGAAGCGUGUGGAGCUGGGUGCCAAGAUCCGGGACCAGAAGAAAGUGGAACGACAGCUCAGCACCUGCAGUGACCCCUUAGAACAGUGCAGUGGAUCUGUCUGAGGUGCCAUUCCAGGCUUCACUACCCCUUUCCUAGCUCCCCAGAAGUCACGGGUAGAAAAGGCAAGGACCUUGCCCUUUCUCCCUAGCUUACACCAUUACCUUGUCUUUUAGCCCUUAGAGCAUCCAGGUACAGGGAAGGACCUGAGCAUUUCCAGGGCUUCUGGCUGCCAACCUCACUGGGGGUGUGCCCAUGACUCACUUUGGAGGUGCCACCACCUCCAAAAUCCUACCCCACAUACUCCAGCUGUGCCAGCAUUACUGCUCUCCAUGCCUUAAUAAACCC